AUGUUUAUAAAACCGUGGCAGUUAAAAACAGUUGUCGGCCUUCUUUUUUUGGUGCCAAUUUUUGGACAACAUAUAACGCGAACAUGUGAGCGAAAGUUUUGUUAUGAACGAGAUGUUGGCCUAAAACGGGAAGUAACUGCUGACCAUACCUCAACCAAUAACAAUAGCCAUGAAUUUCUGAAACGUAUCAGCAACGAUGAUAUUGAAAAUCGUAUCGAAAGGCAACGAGAGCGAAUUUCCGAUCGCUUCGAUGAUACAAUGCGACAACCACAGGAGAUGAGAGAAUCUCGUUCCCCUGAUAACCGUAUAAGAACAUCUAGCGCUCAGCAACGAAUUGAAGGAGAACGCCAAGUCAACCGAAGAGACAGUAACAUGGAGAGAUAUCGUGAAGUUCGUUAUCGUCGCGAUGAGAAUAAAUCGGAUUUAAAUAAUCUCAAGGAGGGAAACGAAUUCAGCGAACGCGACGACCGACUUACUGAACGGAAUGAAAAUGAGAGAAAUAAUAAUAACUAUGAAAAUUAUCGCCAAAUUUUCAAUCGUCGUACUGAGAAUGGAUUAAAACGGGAAAAUCGCAAUGGCAAUGAAGAGCGGCGUUUUGAAACACGUCAAAGCGAGAAUAACAAUAGGCGACAAUCAGUAGAGCGAAAGAUACAUAAUCGUAACGAACGUAAUAUGGACACGCGACGAGAGAAUAAAACCGAACGCGACACACGACGAUUUGAUUCCCGAAAAGCUAUUAAUGACAUGGAAUUAAGUCGCAAUGAAAAUCGGCGAGAACGAGAAGACCGAGUUGAAAUUCGUCGAGUAGAUACUGAACGUUCUAACGAAAGUAUGAGGGAAGUUCGUCAGCGACGUGAUGAAAACAAAGAGAACACUUUACGAAUUCAAUCACGACGCUCUAAUAUGGAUGAAUCCAAUCGUAUUCGCGAAGAACGAAACGAAUAUGCUUUAGGAAUUGAAUCACGGCGAAAUAACGACAGGAGAGCUGAGACUCUAGGUACACGUAACGAUGAUCGACGAGAGGAAGACCCUAAUGAAAACAUUUCCGAUCGAAUUCGUGAAGUUCGAGAAAGGCAUUUUGAAAAUAAUCGUAUUCGUGAAGAACGCCUAGGUCGUGAUGAGAAUAACGAUUAUGGUUUACGAUCUGAAUCUCGGCGAACUAGCGACAGGAGACACGAAGCUCUACAGGCUAGACGUGAAGAAUACCGCAAUGAAAAUGCAUCUGAUCGAAUGCGUGAAGUCCGAGGAAGGCGUGAUGGAAAGAAAGACAACAGGCUACGAGUUGAAUCUCAACGAGAUAGCAAUAGACGACGUGAAAUUCGAGACGAACGUAUCGAUAACGCAAGGGACUAUGCACGAUUCGAAUCACGUCGCUCUAUUGUUGAUGAAUCCAAUCGUAUUCGCAAAGAUGGCAGGUUACGAGUUGAAUCUAAGCGAACUGAAGAUAGGCAACGUGAAAUCCGAGAUGAAAGCGAUGGCGAUAGAGAGGAAACACGAGAACACAGGGAAGAAGUCGUACGGCGAUUAGAAUCACAACGAUCUGCCACUGAACAAGUUCGCGAAGUUGAAGACCGUCGUGAGAUACGCAGUGAAGAUGGACAGGAACAACGAGAACGCAGGGAAGAAGUUACACGACGACUUCAAUCACAGCGAUCUGACACUGAACGAAUUCGUGAAGUUGAAGAAAUGGAAAAUAGGCUACAGGAGAGGAAAGACUACGAACCAUUGGAAUCACAACGCUCCCGUUUAGAAGAUUCUAGACGAAUUCGCGAAGUUCGGGAUGAACCAAGGCGAUCUACUGACAAGAGAUUCGAAAUUUUAGAUAAACGUAUUGAUGAUAGAGAAGAACAAGACCGAGAAUAUUCACGGUGGUUCAAUGAAGAUGUAUCCACUCGUAUUAGCGAGGUACGAGAAAGGCGUGACGUAUCACGACGAACCAUUACAACCGAUCGCGAAAUUCGAGAUGCACGUAAAGAUGAUAGACAGCAGGAACGUGGACGCCGAGAAGGUGACUUACGACGACAUCUGUCACAAAGAUCUGGUCCUGAUCAACGACGUGAUGUUGAAGACCGCCGUAAUGAUGAGCGAAUUCUGUCCCGUCGUGAAAUUCAUGAUUGUCGCUCUGAAAGUCGCAGUAGGAAUGAUGAUUUACGAUUAUCUAAUGGAAUUGUAUCCAAUAUUAUUCGUGAGGAUCGCGUCCAGCGUGAGGAGGGAAGACAAGAACGUGAAUCCAUGCAAGAAGAUAUGAAUCUGUUAAAACGACGAGUAGACAAUAGGGAAGAUUAUGAAGAUAGAAAUGUUGAUCGGUCAAUGGAAAUUGAUUCUCGACGAAUUCGUCAAAUUGAAGACCGGCGAAUUGAAUCUCGUGAUACAGAACGCACUAACAGACGCAACGAGCGAAAUGUACUACGACGAGCAAUGGAUGUUGAAACUCGUCAAACACGCGAAAUGAAUAAUCGCCAAAAUACCAAUGAAGAACGCAUUCAACGAGCAGACUCCCGCUAUGAACGUUUAUCCGCUGAAAAUAGAAGAAAUGAGAUCAGAGGAGUGGAAAAUUGCAACAUUCGCUACAUUGAAGAUGCAAUUGUAGACAAGCCAUUGAGUUCUUUUAAUAAGUCAUACAUAAUGCUAGGCCAAGGUUUUAUAUUAUCCUUCAUUGUGGCUCAAACACUAAGCGGAAAGAUGGCAAUGAAAUACCAAAAUAUACCUCAAAGGUUACGUGAGGGCUUGGGCGUAUUGGGAUUUUAA
Musca vetustissima is the source of this 2748-nucleotide messenger RNA. RefSeq names its product myb-like protein X. The record is from RefSeq and is a predicted model, not a curated record. Bases 1 to 2748 code for a protein of 915 amino acids. The transcript is spliced from 2 exons. NCBI's taxonomy places the organism in Eukaryota, Metazoa, Arthropoda, Insecta, Diptera, Muscidae.